UGAAAAAUUUAUUACUGCCAUUGUCGAAAUGUAAUGGGCGACUGGAUACUAAAGCUGUUCUCAAAUAUCGUUGGCCAUGAGUCGAACAUGGGAAAAUGAAAGGCGUAUGCACACCAUUUCCUGACAACAGUCACGAAACUUUCGAGUGAUAAAACCGGAUUAAUGGGCACGGCCAAUGGUGUGAGAUUCAUGCGUGGUUUCUGACGGAUUUUACUACCGGUUUUCUCACUAUGGUGCUCCAGUCUUCGCUUGUCUUGUGCCCGAUUAGGAUGUCACAGAAAUUUGUUAAUCUCACACUGAGAUUGCUUGUAUUUGCGCUGGUUCUUUUGGUGGAAAGUAAAAAAAGUACUUUCAAUAUCACAAGAUACACAGAAGGUGAUGUUUUUCAGAACAUAAACUCUUCCAGAUCUUGUAAUGAGAGUGGAGCGAGAUGCGUCCUCGAUGGAGAAAACUCGCCAUUUUGCGGAUUCAAUUGUUGUUAUUGUAAGUGUGAGAGAAACAAACCAACCUAUCUUCAAAACAACGGGACUUGUCUCUCUGACGAGCAACUGAUGUCCAUUUUGAAAGCUGAAAGUGUUAUUCAAGGUUGUGAUUACCGUGCAGUUGUCGGCGAGAGUUAUCGUCAGUGUUAUGGUCAAGUUCUCACUACUCUUAACACAAGACAUCCCGGGAACAGAAGCGUUUAUUUAUGUCCGUGGAACAAGAAAAAUACUGAAGCCCUCCUUCAUUUUAAACUUGCCAAGGAAUUGUCGAGAUGCGAGAUACUAGCGAAGGAAUCGUUUUAUCUUGAUGGCAGCUGGAUAAACUUUCUAACUGAUAAGGAACCACUUUCGACACUAUCUGUGAAAACUAAUCCACAUCCUUCGUAUGAAAAGACAGACGAGUUAUUUCUCAAAUGGACUAAAGACAUUGGAAGACAGUACGAUGGACGCAUUUUCUCUCUCAAGCUGCAGUGUCAUAGAGACGAAGGAAAUGUUUUAAAGUCUUGCGUGUAUUUCAAGAAAAAUGGAUUUCUUACUGACGUUAAACCAACCUCAAGGCCAUUGGUUAAAAGUGCCCGCGUUACAAGUACUCCAGUCCAGCGAAACGCAACAAAAGGUGCAGAGACGACGUCAUCAGCUUCGACAGGAAUCAAUAUUGUUUCAUCAACUGCGCAUACUCAGAUCAUUUUUGUAACGUCAAUCAAAGGCCACCAACAGAAGUUCAACAUAGUUUUCAUUGCCCUGGUGGCUCUGGGUUGUGCGUUAAUUGUCGUACUAGCCUGCGUGGUCGUAAUUUGCUUGAUGUGGAAACGAAAAAGAGGUCUUGCAAUAGUGAAAGGGAUCAAAGCUGCAAGCAACCCUGUUUAUGAGAAAGGUGCUUCGGACACAUUAAAAAUGGCGAAACUCUCGGUUAAAAGUGACGAAGAAGAGGAGGAAGGUCCGGAGUAUCAGCCGCUGGUGGAGAACACCAAGUCACCUGAGCGCAAAGACAGUCUAUCGGGCUACAGGACACUGUCUGUCGGUCAGAGACCCGAUAACAGUAACAAUCCAGGGCUUCGUUCGUCCAAUUACCUCAGUUUAAUACAAGAUGAACCCGAAAACGAAAGAGACUAUCAGACACUGGUUGACGACACCAGUCCACAGAAACUGGAGACCGUUGAUGAAGAAAUAAUUCCAGAAUAUCAAGAACUAGAAGAGAGAACUGAAAGUGAAGGUGAGUGAAGUUGUUCUC
Messenger RNA from Stylophora pistillata, 1713 nucleotides. RefSeq lists its product as uncharacterized. The record is from RefSeq and is a predicted model, not a curated record. Lineage: Eukaryota; Metazoa; Cnidaria; Anthozoa; Scleractinia; Pocilloporidae.